CUUGAGCAUCAUCAAGCAAUGCCAUUAUCUGGAGGCUGGCUUUGGGUAAUGAGUUUUCAUGUGGCUCAAUUUUCAAGCGUGUUUUCGUGAGAAGACCAAAGUUCUCGGUCAACAACCGGCUAACGCCUCAAAGAGGACUUCAAGAAGAUUUGGAUAACUGCAGGCUGGGUUGUAUGAAGAGGGGACCUUCUCAUGAUCCGAUGUGGGACUGUAACAUCUGCGAUCGUUCAUCGACCGCGUCACGGUAAUGACAGGAGUCCAAGUUUCGGGAUGAAAGGCCGAGACUUUCACGUGUCGUUUCGGCCGUUCAUGAUUCGAGUCACUGUAGAAAUUCAAACAAGUUACAGUGGAGCUCUUUCUGCCUUUUAACUUCCAUCUUUCUCUGUUUCUCGUUCUUUCUAUAGCCGUCUCUUUGGCUGACAUUCCCUCUUUUCAAAAUGUCCUUACCCGCAACAAAAAUGCGAGUACACAGGAUGCCAAAAACUCAACCAUUUGUACGGUGUCGGUCAACUACAGCUUCAAGCGGGUACUCGAUGAUAGAUGCAAAAUCAAGAGUUCGUGAGCAUGCUAGGAAUAUUAGUCGCACAUCUUCGAAGAAUGCUACGGCUGCUCCCACUUUGCGUCCAUCUCCUUCACCCGGUUUUCAGCAGAUACCGACCAAAAAUACAAACAUCAACCUACCUUCAGGCCCUGGUCCAGAGCCCAAUGCACCUCUGGACCGUACUUUUAUCGGUCUGUCUGGAGGCCAGAUUUUCCACGAAAUGAUGCUCCGACAUGGUGUAAAACAUAUCUUUGGUUAUCCCGGUGGAGCUAUUCUUCCUGUAUUCGACGCCAUCUACAAAUCUCCCUACUUCGACUUCAUCCUUCCUCGGCAUGAACAAGGUGCAGGACACAUGGCGGAAGGGUACGCUCGCGUGUCUGGGAAACCUGGGGUCGUCCUUGUGACAUCCGGUCCUGGUGCAACUAAUGUGAUUACUCCCAUGCAGGACGCUCUGAGCGACGGUGUUCCUUUGGUCGUAUUCUCUGGUCAGGUGGCUACAUCUGCGAUUGGCUCCGAUGCCUUCCAGGAAGCCGAUGUCAUUGGUAUUUCUCGCAGCUGCACGAAAUGGAACGUCAUGGUGAAGGACAUUUCUGAGCUUCCCAGAAGGAUAAACGAGGCAUUCAAAAUCGCUACAUCUGGUCGUCCGGGUCCCGUCCUCGUCGACCUUCCUAAGGAUGUCACUGCCGGAAUUCUUCGUACCCCUCUACCCUACAAGGCCACCACACCUGGCAUCAACCUUGGCCUUCCCAUGAAUCCUUUACAGGCUUUGGAAGCACCGACCGACGUUGCUUUGAUUCAACAGGCAGCUGCACUAAUCAACCAGGCUCAGCGUCCCUUGAUUUACGCCGGCAAUGGUGUUCUUUCAUCACCCAUGGGACCCAAACUCCUCGCUAAACUGGUACAUGAAGGAAACAUCCCGGUGACUACCACUCUGCAGGGUCUUGGCGCGUUUGACGAGACGAACGAAAAGAGCUUGCACAUGCUUGGUAUGCAUGGCAGCGCCUACGCCAACCUUGCUAUGCAGGAAGCGGACGUCAUUAUCGCUCUAGGAGCUCGCUUCGAUGAUCGUGUGACCGGUAAAGUCGACACCUUUGCCCCCGCCGCUCGAGCUGCUGCGCUGCAAGGCCGUGGUGGGAUCAUCCACUUCGAAAUACAGCCGAAGAACAUCAAUAAGGUCGUUCAGGCCUCUAUUCCUAUCCUCGGUGACGUCGUCACAAACAUGGCGUCACUCGUUCCUUUGAUUCAGUCAUCUCCUCGACACCAAUGGUUUGAGGACAUCAAGCAAUGGAAGGAGAGGCUCCCAUUUACAUACACGAAGGCAAAAGCUGGUGAACAGAUGAAGCCGCAAGAAGUCAUUGAGGAGCUGGACCGACAGGUUCAGGAUAAGAAGGAGGAUGUCAUUAUUUCCACUGGCGUUGGUCAGCACCAGAUGUGGGCUGCUCAGUUCUACCGUUGGACGCAGCCUCGUCAGAUGGUCACUUCUGGAGGUCUUGGUACUAUGGGCUUUGGUUUGCCUGCCUCUAUUGGUGCCAAGGUCGCAUCACCACAAAAAAUCGUUGUCGACAUCGACGGCGACGCAUCGUUUAGUAUGACCGCUAUGGAGCUGCAGACGGCGUCGCAGUAUAGCAUUGGUGUCAAAGUCCUCAUUCUCAAUAACGAGUUCCAGGGAAUGGUUUUGCAAUGGCAAGAUCUCUUCUACGACGCCCGCUAUUCGCAUACCAAAAUGACGAACCCCGACUUUGUUCGUCUCGCUCAAGCAAUGAAUGUACACGCGAUCAGGUGUACGAGUGCUGAAGAUUUACCCGCGAAAAUGAAAGAGUUCCUGGAAUAUGAUAAUUCAAAACCCGUUUUGUUGGAAUGUGUGGUGGAGAAGAACGAACAUGUGUUCCCGAUGGUCCCUGCCGGUAAAGCUCUUCACGAGCAAUUCGUCCAUCCCACUCUUCGGGAAUCAAAGAAGGCGUGAGGGAGUAUCAGACGAUAUUUGUUUCAAACCUGAUCCUAUUGCUGCCUCUGCUAUCAGCUAUGUAUCAUCACAAAAAAGUACAACGUGGAUUUUAUUAUGCUUGCUUAUGCCUUUUGAUGGGAUAUCUUUUUUCUUCUUCGGGGUCGUCAAUUUUUUGCUUCGCGACACCCUCAUGAGCAGCGAGCCGCUAGG
Messenger RNA from Lentinula edodes (shiitake mushroom), 2696 nucleotides. Its product is annotated as acetolactate synthase. Gene Ontology annotation, biological process: L-valine biosynthetic process. Gene Ontology annotation, molecular function: acetolactate synthase activity; magnesium ion binding; thiamine pyrophosphate binding. Gene Ontology annotation, cellular component: acetolactate synthase complex; mitochondrion. Lineage: Eukaryota; Fungi; Basidiomycota; Agaricomycetes; Agaricales; Omphalotaceae. The record is from RefSeq and is a predicted model, not a curated record. Bases 438 to 2504 code for a protein of 688 amino acids. The transcript has 5 exons.